CCAACCAAUUUUCCAAUCAAAAGUGGAAAAUCUCUCAGUCUCUUAUAGUGAUGAGUUUCCAUAAUAUUAUGGAUAACAUUGUAUUAAAGAUGACUAGUUUAUACACCUUGGUUCUCCUACUUUUUCUUUUUCUAUCUUAUAGACCUGCUCUUUCAUUUUCUUCUAGACAUAGGCAAUAUUGGGGUGGUGGUGGGAGGAUAUUGAGCUCUGGUGAGCAUAAUGGUGAUCUUGUGACUAAUUUGCCUGGUCAGCCUAGGGUGAAUUUCCAGCACUAUGCUGGAUAUGUCACAGUCAAUGAAACCAAUGGAAGAGCACUCUUUUACUGGUUCUAUGAGGCUAUCACCCAGCCAAAAGAGAAACCAUUGGUGCUUUGGCUUAAUGGAGGUCCUGGGUGCUCUUCUGUGGGAUAUGGAGCAACACAGGAGAUUGGUCCAUUUUUAGUGGACACUGAUGGCCAAGGCCUCAAAUUUAAUAACUUCUCUUGGAACAAAGAAGCCAACAUGUUAUUCCUGGAAUCUCCUGUUGGAGUUGGCUUUUCAUACUCAAAUACAAGCAGUGACUAUGACCAAUUGGGAGAUGAAUUGACAGCUAAUGAUGCUUACUCUUUUCUUCACAAUUGGUUUCAAAAGUUUCCAUCAUAUCGAGGGAGGACAUUUUACAUAGCAGGGGAGAGCUAUGCAGGAAAGUAUGUUCCAGAGCUGGCUGAACUCAUCCAUGAUAGGAACAAGGACCCCUCCCUCUAUAUUGAUCUCAAGGGUAUUCUGUUGGGUAACCCUGAAACAUCUGAUGCUGAGGACUGGAUGGGUCUGGUUGAUUAUGCUUGGAGCCAUGCUGUGAUAUCUGAUGAAACUCAUCAAACAAUCAAAACAAGUUGUGACUUUAACAGUACUGAUCCAUGGCACAAUGAAGAUUGUAGCCAAGCUGUGGAUGAAGUUCUCAAACAAUACAAUGAAAUUGAUAUCUACAGUCUCUACACCUCUGUCUGCUUUGCCAGUACAGCAAGUUCUAACGAUCAAUCCAUGCAAACUUCCACGAAGCGUUCAUCUAAAAUGAUGCCAAGAAUGUUGGGUGGCUAUGAUCCAUGCCUUGAUGGCUAUGCUAAAGCAUUUUAUAAUAAACCAGAUGUUCAGAAGGCUCUUCAUGCCAGCGAUGGUCACAAUCUAAAGAAAUGGAGCAUUUGCAACGACAAGAUAUUCAAUGACUGGGCCGAUUCAAAGCCAUCUGUUAUUCCAAUUUACAAGAAGCUUAUUUCAGCAGGACUUAGAAUUUGGGUUUAUAGUGGAGAUACAGAUGGUAGAGUACCAGUGCUUUCCACAAGGUACAGCUUAAGCUCUCUUGCGUUGCCUAUCACUAAAUCAUGGAGGCCAUGGUAUCAUGACAAUGAGGUUAGUGGGUGGUUUGAAGAAUAUAAAGGGCUUACAUUUGCAACGUUUCGAGGAGCUGGGCAUGCAGUUCCCUGUUUUAAACCAAGCAACUCACUUGCGUUCUUCUCCUCCUUUCUCAAUGGAGAAUCACCACCUUCUACAAAAUAAGAAAUCUGUAUAAUCAUAUUGGGUGCUCUUUGUGUGACCCCCAUAUGAAGAUUUUGCUCUUACAUUAGCAAUAGCUAAUAGUCCAUGUUGUCAAAAUGAGAAGCAACCCUAUGCAAAUGUAAUGAAUAAAAGAGUUCUGCUCCCUAUUCACCAAAGCAAAAUGAGAAGAUAGUUUCUAUA
Messenger RNA from Glycine soja, 1712 nucleotides. Its product is annotated as serine carboxypeptidase-like 31. Gene Ontology annotation, molecular function: serine-type carboxypeptidase activity. Lineage: Eukaryota; Viridiplantae; Streptophyta; Magnoliopsida; Fabales; Fabaceae. Gene Ontology annotation, cellular component: vacuole. Gene Ontology annotation, biological process: proteolysis. The record is from RefSeq and is a predicted model, not a curated record. The coding region runs from base 51 to 1532 and encodes 493 amino acids. The transcript has 10 exons.